Messenger RNA from Endocarpon pusillum Z07020, 594 nucleotides. RefSeq lists its product as uncharacterized. The record is from RefSeq and is a predicted model, not a curated record. NCBI's taxonomy places the organism in Eukaryota, Fungi, Ascomycota, Eurotiomycetes, Verrucariales, Verrucariaceae. Bases 1 to 594 code for a protein of 197 amino acids. The transcript has 2 exons.
AUGACUACUAUUCACGAUCCUACUAUGGAGGAAUACACCUAUUUCAAGAGAAUCAAACGCCCUAAGGCCUCUUUGAAGUAUGCCGUGGAUGCAGAAACUGCAAAUGCUGCAAAUUCUGCAAAUGCUAUGAAAUUUGUUCAUCCUGCGCCUUCUACGAAUUCUACGCCUCCUGCGAAUUCUGCGCCUCCUGCGAAUUCUACGCUCUCUGCGAAUUCUGCGCUCCCUGCGAAUUCUGCGCUCCCUGCGCCUCCUACGCCUCCUGCGAAUCUUACGCUCCUUGCGAAUCCUACGCUCCCUGCGAAUUCUGAAAAUAAGCCACAAUAUCUACGAAAGCUAUAUGCCCUUGAUCGAUAUAAUCAAGAGAUAAGUGGCUCUGAUAACCACGCAAAACUGAAUUCGUACUAUUCAAAGAAAUUGCAAAAAGUCUGCUUCGAGGACCUGGAGCUAUUCUACGGCAACGGCCACCACGACCUCCCAAAGCUAGCUGCAAUCUCCGUACUAAAUCAGUACCAAAAGAUAGCUACAAGGGGCAUUCGUGGGUCAAAGGAGAUCGCUGGCGCCGCUGUCAAUCAUGCAAUCCUACUCCUAAACUAG